Molecule: messenger RNA, 1626 nt
Organism: Penicillium coprophilum
Lineage: Eukaryota; Fungi; Ascomycota; Eurotiomycetes; Eurotiales; Aspergillaceae
Product: MDR family MFS transporter
Exons: 2
Coding region: 1-1626 (541 amino acids)
Biological process (GO): transmembrane transport
Molecular function (GO): transmembrane transporter activity
Source: RefSeq, a predicted model, not a curated record
AUGACUGAAUCGAUAGAAGAAGGGGUGGACAAGCACCCAGACCAGGUCUCGAUUACCACCGAGAAGCCUUCCGAUGUCAAAGAUGAUGAGACUCACUUAGCUACGGGGGCCCGGCUGCUAGCUAUCAUUGUUUCUAUUUUACUGGCUAUGUUUUUGGUUGCCUUGGAUCGCACCAUCAUUGCCACAGCAGUCCCCCGAAUCACAACCCAGUUCAAUGCUCUGGAAGAUAUCAGUUGGUAUGCAAGUGCAUACCUUCUGACGAGUUGCGCCACCCAGCUAUCCUGGGGCAAGGUGUACACCUUCUACUCGACCAAGACCAUCUUCCUGAUCGCGGUCCUUAUUUUUGAAGUAGGAUCGGCGGUCUGUGGCGGCGCACCCAACUCCAAGGCCUUCAUCGUGGGGCGUGCGAUAGCAGGGAUUGGAUCGGCAGGCAUAUUUUCCGGCGCGUCGGUGAUCAUUGCACAGAUUGUACCCCUGGAAAAACGGCCCAUGUAUGUUGGGCUGAUGGGGUCGACCUUUGGAAUUUCAUCAAUCGUCGGUCCUCUUAUGGGGGGUGCAUUCACAGAUAACGUAACAUGGCGUUGGUGCUUCUACAUCAACCUGCCUAUCGGCGGUUUGACCAUGGUCAUCUUAUUCUUUUUCCUGACUGUCCCCCACAAACCCCAACCUUACACCUGGAAGCAACAAAUUCUCCGUCUCGAUCCCCUAGGGAGCGUAUUAUUCUUGCCCUCUGUCAUCUGCUUCCUGCUCGCCUUGCAGUGGGGCGGCGCAACCUACCCCUGGAGCAACGGACGCGUUAUUGCACUGUUCGUCAUUUCAGGGAUCUUGAUGAUCGCCUUUGUCGGGGUACAGGUCCGGCUCAAGAAGGAUGCGACGGUGCCGCCUCAUAUCUUCAGUCAACGCAGCAUCAUCAGCGGUGUCGUCUUCUCGAUGUGCGUGGGCGGAGGGCUAAUCUCUAUGAUGUACACACUCCCACUCUGGUUCCAGGGCGUGCAAGGCACAUCAGCUGUGAAGUCUGGUAUCGACACGAUCCCCAUGGUGCUGGCGCUUGUUGUUGGAACCAUCAUCUCUGGGGGAAUUAUCACUGCAACGGGAUACUAUGUUCCGUGGAUGUUUGUUGCGGCGAUUCUCAUGUCGACGGGCGCAGGGCUGAUGACGACCUUCAAAGUGGACACCAACCAUGCCGCCUGGAUUGGGUACCAAGUGUUGUUUGGUAUUGGUAUCGGCACAGGAAUGCAGCAGCCCUCCAUGGCGGCGCAGACUAUCCUUUCUAUGGACGAGGUCGCCAUCGGUAUCUCGCUCAUGUUCUUCUCCCAAUCUCUUGGUGGAGCAAUCUUUAUCGCGGUCGCUCAGUCGCUCUUCCAGAAUUACCUCGGAACAAACCUUCCCCGUGUGCAGGGAAUUGAUGUAGCCAAAAUCAUGGACACUGGAGCAACGGGUCUGUCAGGUGCUGUUCCAGCUAACAAGUUGGCCGAGGUUCUGGCGUUAUACAAUGAUGGCCUCAGGCGGUCUUUCAUUGUUUCCGUGGCAGUGUCCUGUCUGAUGGUUGCCCCCGCGCUGACAAUGGAAUGGAAGUCAAUCAAGAAGGAGAAAGCUACCGCUGCGGCUGCUCAAGAAAAACUAUAG